Phytomonas sp. Hart1 is the source of this 739-nucleotide messenger RNA. Lineage: Eukaryota; Euglenozoa; Kinetoplastea; Trypanosomatida; Trypanosomatidae. The record is from the annotation of a GenBank genome assembly.
GUUAUAUUUUCACAAAGUGUCUAAGGGUCCUUCUUUCUCCUUUCACGCAUAGAGUUUAAUCCUUUUUUUACCUGCUCUUUGAAAUCUACAAAAGCCACUGAGACUAGUCUUGAGUCGAUGUCCCAGAGCUCAUACAAGGCACAGUUUGAGUAUUCACUUUCUUAUGAUGAGAUUGAUGCAAUUGUUAGGGCAAAAAAAAACGGAAAUGCCGCGGAGGUAAUGAUUUUAGAUGUGAGGGAUGCUUACGAACGCAAGGCCAAUGGUUACAUUCCUUACUCCAUAAACAUACCUAUACCAGAGAUCAGAGAUUUACAAAAAAUGAGUAACACCGCCUUUCAAAAGCGAUACGGUGUAAAUAAACCCCAAAAAACUGACCCGAUCGUACUUUAUUGUAGCAAAAGUCAACGUUCUGCUUUUGUGAAUGAACUUUUGAGAAACGACGGAUAUAAAGUUGUUACAUAUAUUAGGGAGGGCUUCGAAGGGUGGCAUAAACGCCAAAAUGCGCAAUUGGACGAUGACCUCUAGCUGUUUGAAAAGGUAUUCCCUCAUAGUUAUAUUUUAUCGUUAUUACUAUUUGUUUUGAAGUUAUUUGUCUGGAUUUUUUUUCUUCAUUCUUGAUGUAAUCUACACGUUACGCAUAACGAGCGUUUUCCUUGGUUUCCAUUUCUUGUGUUAAAUAUUUUUCCUAAUAAUACCAAAAUACUCGAGGAAAUAAGUUGCGAAGAAUAACUUUCAAUUA